CUGUAGCAUGCACCCAGGAUGAUUCUUCCUUUGCUGUUCUCGCCUGUCUUCCUGAAUCAUCUAAACUUACAGAAUCUAAUGUAACCACAUUACCAAGUGAAGAUGGAGCAAUUUUAUUAUUCAAGGUUGGAGACCCAGUUCCCGUGGCCACCUGGUUUGUAAAGAAGGCACUGGGAGGGGGGCUUGCUUUUCUUCAUACAAAUCCAAGUGCCUUGGAAGAGAAGAUUUCAGAUGAAAAUCCAGUCUCAGUGUUGCUUGCAUAUAUAAAUGGUGAUCAUGAAUACAUCCUCUUUGACCCAUAUGUUGAACAACAAGCAUGUGAGCAAGGCAUGGCUCGUCGGCAGAAUCUAUCUGGUUUUCAGGAGACUGGCCAGUUCGGUUAUGCAUCUAUUUAUGGGGAGUUACCAGAGUUCGACUUGAAGGCGGGAAAGCAGACUCUGCCAGCCCCAUUUGUAGCAUCAGAAAAGCCAUGGGAGACCAUAUUUAGUGGAUCAUCUCAUAGCCUUCCUCCUCUGACCAAAUUAUGUUCAUCAUUUUUGGAGUCGUUGCUAGAAAAGAGAACAGCUACUGUAGAGUGAUCACUGCAGAUAGAUGCAUAUCUACAUUUUCUUGUUGUCUUUCCGGUCAAAAUUCAGUGAUGUCUUCUGCAGUUAUUCAAGCUAUUGAAGAGUACAAGUUUCAAAGUGUCUUCAAAACUAUUGAAGGCAGGUUUGAAUUGGCUGGAAGGGGAAAGAAAAAUCAAUUUAGAAUGUUUGAGGAGAUGAAGCUCUAUGCUCUGCUAUGGCUACUUAUGAAUUUGAUACAGCCAAAUCUUUGGAGGAUCUGUUGUAGCUGGUGGACCUCUCACCUUUCUACUGGAGUUUUGAAAUUGUCAGUUUUGCCCCCAACUCACCAAUUUUCCUUGUGCGGAAUGUCCCUUGGUAGUAAAGUAGAUGAGAAAAUUGUUUUUAUGACUCAAAAUUUUGGAAUCUUUGAUUGUAAAUUUGAAACGACAGAUUGCCAAGUUAUUAAUGGUUGAGAUAACCUUAUUAGCUC
Messenger RNA from Camellia sinensis, 1035 nucleotides. NCBI's taxonomy places the organism in Eukaryota, Viridiplantae, Streptophyta, Magnoliopsida, Ericales, Theaceae. The record is from RefSeq and is a predicted model, not a curated record.